Molecule: messenger RNA, 1759 nt
Organism: Bursaphelenchus okinawaensis
Lineage: Eukaryota; Metazoa; Nematoda; Chromadorea; Rhabditida; Aphelenchoididae
Source: the annotation of a GenBank genome assembly
AUGGAGAAGACGACCUUCUCGUCGCUUAUGGGACACAAUGCCAACGCAGCGAUGGAUCGCAAUCCGGAAAAGAGGUCACAACAAACAUGUUAUUAAUCACUGAGCUUCUAUCACAACAUUAUCUCUCGAUUGUCAGUCCGGGAUGUUAACCACUGAUAAGUGUUAAGCGGGGUGGCAGCUACUGAUAAGAAUGAAAGUUUUUGUCAUCUUUAGCCAAUGGUGUAUUACUGUAGAGUUACUAUAAGACGCAUACACACACAUACUCACAUUGUUGCCAAGCAACCUAUUUUAUAGUUUUCUUUCCUAAAUAUGCAAAUUUUUUCAUCAAAACCUGUUAGUAUUGUAACCAGCCUUACGAAGAAAGUCGCGACAGAUGGAACGUGCCAAACAGAAGUCAUCAAGUAUAUUGAAAAUGGUACCGACCCAAUGGUACAGCCUUCCAAACAAACUCAAACUCAGAAGGACGAGGAGAGGAUCGUAUCAGCACGACAGAUACGACUGAGUGAGCAUGUUGUGGAUACUGUAGUCGAACAGUUACAGCAGAUCGGAAAGGAAAAACAGUUGUUUGAAGAACUGGAUGGGUACCACGACGAUAAGAUGGUACACUUGGAGGUGGUUAAGACAUUUAAAGUUGAAAUGGUAAUUUCUCAAUGUUAAUAUAGUUUAGGUAAUGGAUGUUUUACUUUUUAUUAAAAUGUGUUGUUUUAGUUGGAAGACAUACCAUUUCACAGUAUCAAGUGUAGCCACGACAAACGACUAUGUGUACUCUACGGAGAGCGACUUCAUGACAACUGGUGCUUACAUUCUGGCCGAUUACUGCUGUGGGAACCAACUAAAACAACUUGGAUCGCGUUAGACAGUUGUCCUUCUCAAGUUGUCUUUGGUACCCAAAAACAGGUAAUGUCAUCUUAUAACUGAAAGAAAGCCUUAGUUAGCUCAUAAGAGUAAGAUAACAUGACAUUAUUUUAGGUAGUUGUAGGAACAGCGACUGGAACGGUGAAUGUUAUAGUCGGCGAUGAAGUUGUCUGGACGUCAGAUCAGAUGCACAUCCAGGCCAUCACAAGUCUCAAGUUCAUAUCGCCCAAACUGAUACUAUCGACCGCGAUGGACGGUCGUUUGGUGGUACUAAAUCUACAAGCAGCUGGACUAGAAGUCAUCAAAAGUGCUCCAGUCAACGUCAGUGACCUUCCCAGAAGCAUGCGACGGUCCAACAGUUCGGCGAUGAAAGUGAGCGCGGUCGAUUCGACUCUCGACCGGUUUCAGUCGUUCGUAGCGAGUAAGGGUUAACUUAUUGAUUCAAUAAUAAGGUUUAUACUGGUUUUCUCUACUUACCAUGUAACACAAGUUGACCAUACCUCUAUUUUCAGCCGAAACUGGUGCCAUUUUACUGGUCGAUCCGGAGAAUCUGACCACAACUCCAGUAGGCUACGAUCCCGAUGGCAUUGACGUGUUUGACUGGGCCAACGAUAAGUUCGUGGUCGUAUCUUCGGCUGAUGGCGGCGUAAAACUACUCGACCGCAACGGGCAGAUAAUCGACCGGUUAGAUUGUAGAGUCGAGGGAAGUCAGUACUGUAGAAAUGGCAACAUCUACGUGUUUCUCGGCAGGGAUUCUGUAGUUGGGUACGACAUAUCGACUAGUCGGAAGCUGUUUGACCAGAAUGCAAACCUAAUUGGCGUUAGUUUUGAUUCAGAAGGACAUUUAGUAGGUAUGAACCAGGAAAAUGUCAUAACUUGGUUCGAACUCGACUACUCCAAUUAG